AUGCUCCUACUAUCCUACAGCUGCCAAACUGCGGCCCUGGGGGCGAGACGCUUGCACCGGUCUUUGCUCGCUCUUGACUUUUGGUUGGUGGUGUUCAGUGGGUUCGGUGGCCCGACGCCCUUCCGGCUCCGGUUCACCGAGGUGAAAGCUGAAGUCUACCGCGCAGAGAGCGGCGGCCGCGCAGUCGACCACGUGCCCCGCGAGAGAACAGCGCCAACGGCGAGCGUGCAGGUGCACCCCCUGCCUUUGACAGAAACACAGGCUCAGAAUCGAGGCUAUCCGGCGGCGCUCGCGAUGAAGGUGUGGGGCGCGCACGGCGAGUUCUGCGCGCGGCACCAGUGGGAGGUGAUCGUGGCGACGCUGGCGCUGCUGGCGUGCGCGGCGAGCGUGGAGCGCGGCGGCGCGGCGGGGCGCGUGCAGCGCUGCGCCGGCUGGGCGCGCGCCUGCCCCGGCCUCGAGGCCGAGUACCAGGCCGCGGACGCCGUGGUCAUGACCUUCGUGCGCUGCGCCGCCCUGCUCUACGCCUACUACCAGGUGUCCAACCUGCAGCGCAUCGCCUCCAAGUACCUGCUCAUCAUAGCGGGCGUCUUCUCCACCUUCGCCAGCUUCAUCUUCACCUCGGCGCUCGCGAGCCUCUUCUGGAGCGAGCUGGCGAGCAUCAAGGACGCGCCCUUCCUGUUCCUGCUAGUGGCGGACGUGGCGCGGGGCGCGCGCAUGGCCAAGGCGGGCUGGAGCGCCGGCGAGGACCAGGGCAAGCGCGUGGGCAAGGCGCUCUCGCUGCUGGGGCCCACCGCCACCCUGGACACGAUGCUGGCGGUGCUGCUCGUGGGCGUGGGCGGCCUCUCGGGCGUGCCCAGGCUCGAGCACCUGUGCACCUUCGCCUGCCUGGCCCUCCUCGUCGACUACUUGGUGUUCGUGACCUUCUACCCGGCCUGCCUCUCGCUGGUGGCCGACUUCGCGUCGGGGCGGAAGGAGAUCGCCGCCGACGGCCUCUUCUCGGAGGCCGAACUCAAGCCGAACCCCGUGGUGCAGCGGGUGAAGAUGAUAAUGGCCGCCGGGCUGCUGUGCGUGCACCUGACCAGCCGCUGGCCCUGGAGCCGCGACGGCGGCUUCUUCGAGGGGUCGCUCGGCGACGACCUCAAGCCCGCCAACCAGGAGAACGUGCUCUUCCACUCGUACGUCAAGUGGUUCUCGGUGAGCGCCGACUACAUCGUCAUCGCCACCCUGCUGUGCGCGCUCAUCAUUAAAUUCAUAUUCUUCGAGGAACAGAAAAACUGGAUAAUCGACAUGAACGACAUGACGGUCAAGGAGGUGGUCCAGAACGAGAAACCAGUGUUCUCGCUCGGCGAGGAAACCAAGAGCGACGUAUGUACCCAAACGGAGGAGCCCAUACCGAGCGAGGAAGCCGAGUGGCCCGUUCUAUCGCCGAGCUCCUCCGCGGCAAAGCUGAACGCGAAGAAGCGCUCGAUGGCCGAGUGCCUGGAGAUCUAUCGCUCGGAAGGAUUCUGCACAUCACUAAGCGACGACGAAGUCGUCAUGCUCGUCGAACAGUCGCACAUACCGCUGCACCGGCUGGAGACAGUCGUGUGCGACCCGCUCCGGGGGGUCCGGCUACGCCGCAGGGUGGUGGCGGCGAGGUUCCAGAUCGAUUCGGCCAUAAAACAACUGUCCUAUCUUAACUACGACUAUAGCAAGGUGCUCAAUACGUGCUGCGAAAACGUCAUCGGGUACGUGGGAAUCCCUGUGGGCUACGCGGGGCCGCUGGUGGUGGACGGCAAGCCGUACAUGAUCCCCAUGGCGACCACCGAGGGGGCGCUGGUGGCGUCCACCAACCGCGGCGCCAAGGCGAUCGGCGCCAGGGGCGUCACCAGCGUGGUGGAGGACGUGGGCAUGACGAGGGCGCCCGCGGUCAAGCUGCCCAACGUGGUGCGCGCCCACGAGUGCCGCCAGUGGCUGGACAACAAGGACAACUACGCGAUGAUCAAGGAGGCCUUCGACUCCACGUCCAGGUUCGCGCGGCUGCAGGAGGUGCACGUGGGGGUCGACGGCGCCACUCUCUACCUGCGAUUCAGAGCGACCACCGGCGACGCGAUGGGCAUGAACAUGGUCUCGAAGGGGGCCGAAAACGCUCUGAAGCUGCUCAAGAACUAUUUCCCCGACAUGGAGGUGAUCAGCCUCUCCGGCAACUACUGCUCGGACAAGAAGGCGGCCUCGAUCAACUGGGUGAAGGGGCGCGGCAAGCGGGUGGUGUGCGAGACGGUGAUCGGCCAGGAGAGCCUGCGCAGCAUCUUCAAGACGGACGCGAGGACCAUCGCGCGCUGCAACAAGAUCAAGAACCUGUCGGGCAGCGCGCUGGCCGGCUCCGUCGGCGGCAACAACGCGCACGCGGCCAACAUGGUGACCGCCAUCUUCAUCGCCACGGGGCAGGACCCCGCGCAGAACGUGACCAGCAGCAACUGCUCCACCAGCAUGGAGGUGUGCGGCGAGGGCGGCGAGGACCUGUACGUGACGUGCACCAUGCCGUCGCUGGAGGUGGGCACGGUGGGCGGCGGCACGGUGCUGGCCGCGCAGGGCGCCUGCCUGCAGAUGCUGGGCGUGCGCGGCGCGGGCCCGCGGCCGGCCGAGCACUCGGCGCGCCUCGCCGCGCUCGUCUGCGCCACCGUGCUGGCCGGCGAGCUCAGCCUCAUGGCGGCGCUCGUCAACUCGGACCUGGUCAAGUCGCACAUGCGCCACAACCGCUCCGCCGCCAACGUGAGCGCCCCCGCCGCCCCCGCCGCCCCCACCCUCCCGCUGCCCGUGCCCGGCUUA
Messenger RNA from Iphiclides podalirius (scarce swallowtail), 2808 nucleotides. Lineage: Eukaryota; Metazoa; Arthropoda; Insecta; Lepidoptera; Papilionidae. The record is from the annotation of a GenBank genome assembly.